Molecule: messenger RNA, 906 nt
Organism: Priceomyces carsonii
Lineage: Eukaryota; Fungi; Ascomycota; Pichiomycetes; Serinales; Debaryomycetaceae
Product: tRNA methyltransferase
Exons: 1
Coding region: 1-906 (301 amino acids)
Biological process (GO): tRNA methylation; cytoplasmic translation
Cellular component (GO): cytoplasm
Molecular function (GO): tRNA methyltransferase activity
Source: RefSeq, a predicted model, not a curated record
AUGGGGAAGUCUAGUAAGGACAAGAGAGAUCUUUAUUACCGAAGAGCAAAAGAAGAGGGAUGGAGAGCGAGGUCUGCAUUUAAACUUUUACAAUUAAAUGAACAAUUUAACCUCUUUGAUGGAAUUGAAAGAGUCGUCGAUUUGUGUGCUGCUCCUGGGUCCUGGUCUCAAGUUUUAAGUAAAGAGAUAAUAGAAAAGCGUCAAAAUAAAAGCGCAAAAAUCGUCGCAGUGGAUUUACAGCCCAUGACUCCCAUAGAUGGAGUUACGACUAUCCAAGCAGAUAUCACUCAUCCGAAAACUUUACAAAAGAUUCUUGAUAUUUUUGGUGGAGAGUCUGCUGACUUCGUUUGCAGUGAUGGCGCACCAGAUGUCACCGGUUUACAUGAUCUAGACGAAUACAUACAAGCUCAGCUCAUACUUUCUGCUUUGCAGUUGACGAUCUGUGUUUUAAAGCCUGGUGGAACUUUUGUUGCGAAAAUUUUCAGAGGACGGGAUAUUGACUUGUUGUACAGCCAGCUAGGAUACUUAUUUGAAAAAGUAAUAUGUGCAAAACCAAGAGCUUCUAGGGGAACUUCUUUAGAGGCUUUUAUAGUGUGUAUUGGAUAUACUCCUCGAGAGGGCUGGGUCCCUACUUUAAAACCCAAUGAAUCUACCGAAGAGUUCUUUGAAGGGGCUGAUAUAGGGAAAUUUGGAAAUCUAGAAUAUUUCAAUCCCGUAGAUACGGAAGAAAGAAAGAUAGCUAAGUUCAUCGCUUGUGGUGAUAUCAAUAACGUUGAUUCAGAUGCAACAUAUCCUUUAGAUCAGGAUUUCCAAAGACUAGCUUUAGAUCCUGUUCAAAUGCCUACUGCACCACCAUAUAAAAAAGCAUUAGAGAUGAAACGUAAAGGACAAUUAGCGAGACAUUAA